GGCGCUGUGGCGGCGGCGGCGGCCAUGGCGGCGGGCGGGGGCCUGGUGUCGGUGGACUACGAGGUGUUCGGCCGGGUGCAGGGCGUUUUCUUCCGCAAGUACACGCAGGCUGAGGGUAAGCGACUGGGGGUGGUCGGCUGGGUCAAGAAUACCAGCCACGGCACUGUGCAAGGGCAGCUUCAGGGUCCGGCGGCCAGCGUCCGGGAGCUCCAGGAAUGGCUCAGAAAGACGGGAAGCCCCCAGUCCCACAUCAGCCGCGCGGAGUUCCGCAACGAGAAGAAGAUUGAGGCGCUGGAGCACAAGGACUUUGUGAUUUUGAAGUAGCUUUGUCCAGGGAGCACCAAGAUUUGAAGCUUGAGCCACCCUCACAAAGUAGUCUCCUCUUCUCCGUUUGUUGUUAGCUAAUAUUCAGCUACAGAGAACUUUAUUUUAUUAAUAUUCUAAUUUAUUUGCUUGUUAUACAGUUUGUCUAACUCUCAACCAUUCGUAUUAGUUUAGCAGGUAGAAUGAAGAGUUGUAUUUAUUAAAGGAGCUGUUUUGAAGCACAACCUUAUACUUUUGAAUGUACGUGCAGUAUGACCUUGAGUGGUUGUACGUGAGUAGAGUAAUUUGUGUAGCGUUCUGCUCGCUUCAAGGAAGCUGUAGAUGUGCUACCAGUACUAAAUAUUGCUAAAUGGAUAACUUGCAUUAUUUUUUUUGACCUAAAUAUCUCAAAAACAAUUUAUUUUGUUCUCCAUCUGCUGAGAAAUUUAUUUUUUUUCUUUUGAAUAAAAUUGCUUGGAACUUGC
This is a messenger RNA of Rhea pennata, 788 nucleotides long. It is a transcript of the gene ACYP1, whose product is annotated as acylphosphatase 1. The transcript has 2 exons. Bases 25 to 324 code for a protein of 99 amino acids. Gene Ontology annotation, molecular function: acylphosphatase activity. Lineage: Eukaryota; Metazoa; Chordata; Aves; Rheiformes; Rheidae. The record is from RefSeq and is a predicted model, not a curated record.